AUAACCUAAACAGUUGUGGUUAUUAAUCAAAGCGUUACACGAAGACAAUGAAAUAGUUGGGUUUAAGUGGAAUCUCACCCUCACAGAACCGAGGGCUUGGACCUUGAAGCACAGGUCACGUAGUUUAAUUAAUCGAUUGAAACAUGGCGGGGGUGCAGUAGUGAUAAAGAAACAAUGAAUGGAUCUAAGAUACAGUUGUCAAGCUUGACACCAUGUCAUCUGUUGUGUUAUUAGUAUUGGCGUUACUAGGAGGUGUUUUACCAAAUAUUAGACCUGUAUGUGUUGUUAAUAGAAGUACAAAGACCUUUGAUUGUGGAUUAUAUAUCAGUAAUUGUACGCUGUCCUCCGAUACAAAUGGCAGUAUAACUUUAGACGGUCAGAAUAUCAAAAUUUGUAACAUCAAUUCACAAAUACAAAAUGGUUACCUGAACAUGAUAUGUCCUUUUGAUCUGGAAAACAAUAUAUUGAAUCACACUAUUAAUUUUACUUCGGGUAACUGCUGGCCUACAGAAAGUUUUCAAGUUCGGGCUUUCAAAUCUGUUAAACCAAACCCUAUUGUUGGUGUUAAGUUGUCUUCCGAAUCAAGGAAGAUAAUUCGUAUACAGGGGUCCAUGAUAGACAACUUAAUACCGUCUAUGUUGAGCAGAGAAGUUUAUAUAGUCGUAGAACAGCUCAUAACAGAUGAAGAUUUGAAAACCCCUGAACCUGUAAGGAACAAGACUAAAAGAACACAGACUUCUCAACUAGAUAUUUCAGUUCGCAAACUCCAUGCUUACAUCAACUAUAGCGUAACAAUAAUAUGGCGUGUCAAGGGUGGUAUGUUUUGGAGUGACCCAGUUGUUCAUAAAAUCAGAACUAAACCAUAUCGGCCAACUGCUGCCCCAGAACUCUUAAAGGGGGUAUAUUCUUACAAUUUACAGGACAAUGGAAUAGUAUUUUAUUGGCAGAAAAUACCAAAACUAAGAGAAAAUGGGCCUGGUUUAGAAUACAUCAUCUACAGAAUUCGCACAGAUAACAAUCAACUAAUUAAAGUUAUAUUAGAAAAUAUCUCAUUUAAAAAACUGAGUAGAUUAAAUAUUUCCUUGGAAGAAACAAACAAAGACAAUGAAACCACUUCUUUACUGAUUUACCAGACCACAUUUGGAAGUUCUAAGGUAUCAGGAAUUCUUAGAAACUUUCUGGAAGGUGACAUAGUUAUGAUCCUUGCCAACAACACAGUUGGGUUAUCAAAUUUCUACUCAGCACAAAGGAUUCUUUCAACUGCGAAAGUAUUAAGUCAACCACUGGCACUUACAGUUGAACUUUUAAAUGGUACUCAUAGCAAUUUAACCUGGAAAUUACCACACUUAUCCAUAGACCAUCUUCAUUUCUACUGGUGUUAUGGCAUUUGGUGGAAAAUAGAAGGUUGGGUAGAGUGUAAGGAACGAAUCUCAAGUAAGACGGUCACCAUAAAAUCAGGCAAAUCACAAACGUCAUUGUUUUCAUCAAUAUCAUCAUCAUCAUCAUCAUCAUACAACAGUCAUAUAAUAGAUAUUACACAGGAAGAAAGUAUCACAUGUGAAGGUUGUUUUCUACAUUUUGGAAUGUCCGCAGAAAGCCAGAAUAUAUCCAGUCCCAUUUUAUGGAAUACAUCAUUAAGUGUUCUUCAUCCCUCGGAAGAUUAUACAGGACAAACAAAGAGUGGAAUAUUAGGUACUCUAGAAACAUCUCUUGUUGUUACUGGUUGUGUUGUGGCAGUUAUCAUCAUCGUUAUAAUUGUUACCAGAGGUAAAAUAUACAUUACAAAGUCUUAUGACAUAAUGACACCCAAAGAUCUACAAAAUCCCCUAUGCUCAAACAUUGAUGACUCAGUAGAAAGUAGAACUUUUCAAGAUUCCGAGGAAAGUUAUCCCGACAGUGGCCAAGGCGAUUCAGUAUCGGAAAACGACUCUCCUAUUCCUGGAUAUUCAAAAUUUUCUUUACAAAACUCGACACAUGAUAAAAUUCCCGAUAAUAUUACCAAACAGAAAUGUGAUAAAAAUUGUGAAGGUCCUGGUUCUUCAGUUCAAACUGAAUCAUCUGGGAUGUCCAGUCAGAACGACAAACGAUUAUUAGAUGACAGUUGUGGUGAAUAUUCUAAAGCGGCUGUACAAGGACAAUCCAGUGAUAUAGAAAUGACAGAAAUAUCGUUAAAUGAGCAGGAAAUGCCCCAAAAGUCAGGCGAAAAGACAAUUAGAUUACCCUUUGUUCAUUAUAAUGGAAAUAUUUCUGCUCCCCAGAGUGAUGACGAUGACAGCGUUCCUCACAUUGAAGUUAAUACCUCUUAUGAGGAUCAAUAUAAGACCAUUAGUAUCUAUUGAAUGAAAAUAUAUAUUUAGUGUAUCUUUUUUGUCCAUUAUAAUGGAAAUACUGCUGCUAGUAUUGCAAUGUCAGUUUUUCUUCACAUUAAAAUUAAUAUAACAGUUUGGAGUGAUUACGUCACAUUAUAACUAAACACACAUCGAAUCAAUCCAACCAGUUUUCGGAUAUCUUGAUCUGGAACUUUUCUUCAAAAUUUUCAGUAAUGUAAAAGUAUCAAUCCUGUUAAGCCUGGUAUUGAGGCCUGGCUCGGUACCAAGUUUGGCCUGUUACCAUAUUUUUUAUACGCCCACUUUUUCAUGUGGACGUAUAUUGUCGUUGUCUCUGUCCGUCCAUUCACACUUUGUUUGUGGGCACUCUAAGGUCACUAUUCUUAUCUGAUUUUGACGGAACUGGGAAUAUAGGUUUAUAUCCGUAACUUCAUGCAUUAUGACCCCUGGUUGUACGAAAAAUCACGUUGUUAGCUUGUGGACCCUCUGGAGGUCACAAUUUUGAUACGAAUUUGAUAAAAUUUUGACGUAUGUUUAUAAUCCAAAGAUCUUUGUUCCUUUUGAUAUUAACGUCGGAGCAUAACAUCCUGAAUUAUGGCCUCUUAUUGUACAAAAAUCUCCUUUUUAGCUUGUUCUCUGUCCAACGCUUUCAAAAUAUGGGCGUAUCUUGCAUAGCAAAUGCUUGUUUCAAUUUAAAAUUUACACAACCAAUAUUUUUAAAUUUUAGCUCAGGUUGCCGAUUGCUAUUUCUUCCAAUUGAUAUAAACAUACACUUUUGGCUAAUAAUUUGCCAAUAAUUUAUUCUGGUUUCUAUUGUCUAUUAUCAGUGGUGCAGGACAGAGGGCCUGGCAAGGUACAUCAUAUAGUCGUUCGGAUGGGUUGGAAAGCUGAUGGCCUCUACUACAUGAAGAUCUGACCGGUUGUAGUGGGAGGUCUGACAGAGGUCAAACGAUGGCUUUUGACAAUAUGACGUCAGACAUUUGAUUACCCACAGUUCCAUGUACUUCACGCCAAAAGCAAGCCGUAAAAGACCGUUUCAUUGGCUAAUCCCUCAUAUCAUCCAGAAAGUGGAUUAUAUAACAACUCUUCCAGAUCCUAGUGUAGUAAAGACAAGUACACGUAAAACAUGUAAAUUUUAAAUUAAAAAAAACGAAACGAAAUAGGAUCUGUGUUCUAAUCAGAUUGCACAAUGGCAUGCACACACAAUAUCCCUUGGCAGCUGGAAUUCGACAUGUAAGUAGGCUGUAGCGCUGCUGUCCGUGCAAAAUGUCCCUCAUAGCACACGUAUGCCCGUCUUCAUUAGCUCAGUCGGAGCAGAAUAGCGUAGGACAUUAAACCCCAUAAUUUCAAUAGCGUAGUUAUAAAGCUGAUUAAGAAACAAAGUGGUUUUUAGAUGGUUUCUGUGUACAAAAUUCAGCGGUUGCCAGGCAAGAUACGUCCACAUUUUGCAAGAGAUUGAUAGAGAACAAGCUAACAAAAAAGAAGCGAUUUUUCGCACAAUCAGGCGCCAUAAUCCUGGAAGUUAUGGUCUGAAAUGUGCGAAUAUCUAAAUGGACUGACAUAAUAUUUGGGAUAUAAAGAUAUAUUUUAAGUUUCAUCCGCAACCUUAGUAUUACAUACUUUUAUACUAUUUGCAUACAAGGAGCAUGCAGUUUGUCCGGUAGUUUCAAACUCAACCAUCAUUAGGGUGUAUCGGUGAUAUAUUUAAAUGCUCAUUAAAAUCGGAUAAAAAAUUGUGACCUCUUGAGGGUCCACAAGCUAAAACGUGAUUUUUCGUACAAUCAGGGACCAUAAUCCAGGAAGUUACGAUCCGAUAUGCGCAAAUAUCAAAAGGUACCAAGAUCUUUGGAUUAUAAUCAUACAUGUCAAGUUUCAUCAAAAUCAGAUAAAAAUUGUGACUUCUAGAGUGCCACAAGCUUGGUAUUACAUACUUUUACACUAUUUUCGUACAAGGAGUGGCCAUUUUCUCCGGCAGUUUGAGUCAGAUUUUUACGAAAUUAAACUCAACCUUCAUUGAUGUGUAAAGGUGAUAUUUUUAAACAUUUUUUUUUCAAAAAUUGAAUACAAAUUGUGACUUCUAGUAGGUCCACGACCACAAGCUAUAAAUAGGAUUUUUCACAGGAAGUUAAAUUUGGAUAUGCACGGUUAUCAAAAGGAACCAAAAUCUUUGUGAUAUAAAUAUAAAUUUAAAUUUUCAUCAAAAUCGGAUCAAAAUUGUGACCUCUAGACGGUCCACAACCUUGAUAUACCAUAUAUUUACAUUAUUUGCGUACGAGGGGCGGCCAUUUUGUCUGGCAGUUUGGUCUGAUUUUCACGAAAUUCGAACUCAACCUUCAUUAGGGCGUAACGCUGAUAAAUUCAAACGUUUUUUUUUAAAUCAGAUAAAAAUUGUGACCUCUAGAGGGACCACAGGCUAAAAACACAUUUUUUCGUACAAUCAAGAGCCAUAAUUCAGGAAGUUACGAUAUGAUAUGCGCAAAUAUCGACAGGAACCAAGAUCUUUGGGUUAUAAACAUGUAUUUCAAGUUGCAUCAAGAUCGGAUAAAAAUUGUGGCCUCUAGAGUGUCCACAACCUUGAUAUACCAUAUAUUUACUCUAUAUUCGAACGGGUUUUUUUAUCGGAUAAUAAUUGUGACCGCUAGAGGGACCACAAGCUAAAAACGUGAUUUUUCGUACAAUCAGGGGCCAUAAUCCAGGAAGUUAUGAUUCGAUAUGCGCAAAUAUCGAAAGGAACCGAGAUCUGUUAGUGAUAAAGCUAUAUUACAAGUUUCGUCAAAAUCGGAUAAGAAUUGUGACCUGUAGAGGGUCCACAAACAAAUUGUGAACGGACGGGCGGACAGUGGAGACGAUAAUAUACAUUCACAUGAAAAUGUGUCAAUGUGGGCGUAUAAAAAUGGUAGACAGUGAACAAUACUUGUUUGCAAUUUGAUCUUUUUCUUGCCGGUACCGUUAAAAAUUAAAGACAGGUUUAUCAUUACUGUUUAUGAAUUUGUAUAUAUUAUUUGAUUGGCGUAAGUCUGUCAUUUUCAGCUGAUAUGCCAAGGUCUACACAGGACCUUGGUUUAUUUUCCCAUCCAAACGACUAGACACUGUUCGAUGUGUCAGGGCCUCUGUCCUGCACCGCUGUCCUGAAAACUUUCUGAACCAACACCGGGAUUGGACCUUGGACCUCCUGGUUACAUAGAACAUAUCAUGCCAUACAAUGAUGUGCCAUUAACGCCCGAUAACAGAAGAAUGUUUUUUGUAUUAUGUCACCCAAAACCAUUGGUCUUGCCCUUUUUUUUAUAAUUUUGUAAUUUUAUUAUCACCAACUUUGAUAUAAUAUUUAAACAUGUUUAAUGACAAAUUGUAUAGUUCAUUCUUUUUGAGAGAGAGAGAGAGAGAGAGAGAGAGAGAGAGGUCACGGGAUCGGAUGGGCCAAAAGCCUGAGGUCCCAUGUAAGUAAAUAACCUGUGAAUGUGGCAUUUCGAAAUAAGAGUAAGCUGUAAUGCCGCUGUCCGGGCAAGAUUGCCGCGUAAAACACUACACAGCAUGCCCGUCUUAAAUAUCCCAGGCAGUUUUAAGAAAAAAAUAAUGAUUUUAUUUGAAUCCCGAAUAACAAAACACAUUCUGUUUCGAAACAAGAUUUAACUUCACGCUGUCGCUAGUUCCAUCACCAGAUAAACUGCCUGUCCACCCACCUAUAUACAUUGUGACAACGAUGGGAUUCCAUACAUAACCAGGCUUUAAACACUUUACCAGUGGUUCUCAACCACUGUGCCGCGAGAUCUGCACGACACACUAAGAAAAUGCGAAAACCACGUGAUCCUAAUUGAGUAUUCGCUGGAGUUCAUGGCUGUGUUGUUUUGUUUUUUUUAUUUAGUUCGAGUCAUUCUGUGAGUCUGACUAGUUUGUGUCGACGAUUGUAUGCCGUCUGACUUAUCAUUUUAUUUUGCAAAAUUCAAUUUUUUUUCACAUAUAUUUAGCCAGGGGUGCCGCUAUUUUUUCAUGUGUCUCAAAGUGUGCCUUUGCCAAAAAAGGUUGAGAACCGCUGACUAAAGGGCAAGGUAAAGUGACACCAUAGUAAUAACACAUUUCGCUGUUGUAUAAAUGUAAACAAUGUUUCGUAUGUAGCUUUCGUGUCCGAAUAUCUGAUAUGUCCUUGACCUUAUGCUAAUAUCAAUGAGAAAAGUGUUAAUUUUAAGUACAUAUUUUUAUUUUUUUAAUUUAAACAACUGCGGAAUACGAUUAAUUCAUAUCAAGAUACAAAUGAGGUGUCAUUUACGGGAUUUGAUAAUAUUUAAAAAAUAAGUCAUGUAUGAACUCAUUGAUGCGAGCAACACUCCCUUUGGGCGGCAAUUCGACACAGAAAAGUAAGUAAAAAUGCAGUAAAUACUUUUUGACUUAUACUAUCACAAUUAUCCUUACAUCAGGUGGUAAAUCGUAAUAUUAUAGACUAUUGCGCUUCAUUUUCAAGAACU
This is a messenger RNA of Patella vulgata (common limpet), 6787 nucleotides long. RefSeq lists its product as uncharacterized. The transcript is spliced from 13 exons. NCBI's taxonomy places the organism in Eukaryota, Metazoa, Mollusca, Gastropoda, Patellidae. Gene Ontology annotation, molecular function: protein binding. Bases 213 to 2339 code for a protein of 708 amino acids. The record is from RefSeq and is a predicted model, not a curated record.